Messenger RNA from Pogona vitticeps (central bearded dragon), 3013 nucleotides. NCBI's taxonomy places the organism in Eukaryota, Metazoa, Chordata, Lepidosauria, Squamata, Agamidae. The record is from RefSeq and is a predicted model, not a curated record.
AUGGCGGGGGAACUGGAGCGCUGGGUCUCAGGGCAGCUUCACGACCUGCUGGGGCUCAGCGAGCGCCAUGUGGUGGCCUUCAUGGUGGGCCUGGCCAGGCGCAGCCACCCCGCGGAGGACCUGCUCGCCCGCCUGGAAGAGACCGAGACCAUGACAUCUGUUAUCUGUUGCUUUUUCCAAGCAUGGAAACGGGCUGCCUCCCUCACUGAGAAGGAGGACUCGGAGGAUGAGUGGGAUCGAAGUGAGCGAGAGCGACUGCAGGACCUGGAGGAGCGGGACGCCUUUGCAGAGCGCAUCAAGCGCAAGGACAAGGAGAAGACCCGUAACAUCCUGGAGCGUUCGGAUAAAAAGGCCUAUGAAGAAGCCCAGAAGCGAUUGAAGAUGGUCGAAGAGGACAAGAAAUUCAUAAUUCCAGAGCUCCGGAAGAAGUCUCGCCGGGAAUAUUUGGCCAAACGGGAAAAGGACAAGAUAGAAGACCUGGAGGCAGAGAUAGCCGAUGAGGAAUACCUGUUCUCGGAGCAGGAGCUAACAGCCUUUGAGCGACAGGAGCUGGAAUACAAGCGCAGGGUGCGGGACUUGGCAAAGCAGUACAAGCAAGCUGGAGAGCAGGAGAAGAUGGAGAAGAGUAAUCGGUACUAUAUGCCUGAGGAGAGUCGCAGCAAGAAGAUCCCAGAUCGCUAUGAAGAACCCCAGACAGAGGAUCACUUGGCCCCACGCGACGAGCAGCGGCGCUGGGAGGAAGACCACAUCGGGGCAGCCUCCCUCCGCUUCGGGGCUCGAGAUGCCAGUAAGCGCCAUCCUCACAAAGACUACGAAUAUGUGCUCGAAGAGGAUGAGAUGAUCCAGUUUGUGAAUGCCGUACAGAUGCAGGGCACAACGCAGAACAAGGAGGAGAAACCACAGCUGUCGGAGGUGGAGCGCAAGAAGCUGUCCAUCCAGGAGGUGCGCCACAGCCUGCCUAUCUACCCCUACCGUGCAGACCUGCUGGCUGCCAUUGCAGAACAUCAGACGCUCAUCAUCGAAGGGGAGACCGGCUCCGGCAAGACCACUCAGAUCCCACAGUACUUGUUUGAAGAGGGCUACACAGAGAAGGGAAUGAAGAUUGGCUGCACCCAGCCUCGGCGAGUGGCGGCUAUGAGUGUCGCUGCCCGUGUUUCCCAGGAAAUGGAUGUCAAGCUUGGAAAUGAAGUCGGCUAUAGCAUCCGUUUUGAGGACUGCACCUCAGAACGGACGGUACUGAAGUACAUGACUGACGGGAUGCUGCUGAGAGAAUUCCUCACGGAGCCUGACCUGAGCAGCUACAGUGUCAUAAUCAUAGAUGAGGCACAUGAACGAACUCUGCACACAGACAUCUUGUUUGGGCUGAUCAAGGACAUUGCUCGCUUCCGGCCUGAGCUGAAGGUGCUGAUUGCCAGUGCGACGUUGGACACAGAGCGCUUCUCCACCUUCUUUGAUGACGCGCCGAUCUUCCGCAUUCCGGGGCGCCGUUUCCCAGUUGACAUCUUUUACACCAAGGCUCCAGAGGCUGAUUACUUGGAGGCCUGCGUAGUAUCUGUGUUGCAGAUCCACGUCACUCAGCCCCAAGGAGACAUCCUUGUAUUCCUCACUGGCCAGGAAGAAAUCGAAGCGUGUUGCGAGAUGUUGCAGGACCGCUGCCGUCGCCUGGGCUCCAAAAUUGCUGAGCUCCUCAUCCUGCCCAUCUAUGCAAACCUGCCCUCUGACAUGCAGGCCAAGAUCUUUGAGCCAACGCCUCCAGGGGCCAGGAAGGUGGUUGUGGCGACAAACAUUGCAGAGACAUCUCUGACCAUCGACGGCAUCAUCUACGUGAUUGACCCUGGGUUUUGCAAGCAGAAGAGCUACAACGCUCGCACAGGCAUGGAGUCCCUCAUUGUCACUCCUUGUUCUCGGGCAUCUGCCAACCAGCGAGCUGGACGGGCUGGCCGUGUGGCCGCAGGGAAGUGCUUCCGCCUCUACACCGCCUGGGCCUACAAGAAUGAGAUGGAAGAGACCACCGUGCCAGAGAUUCAGAGGACCAAUUUGGGCAACGUUGUGCUGCUUCUCAAAAGCUUAGGCAUCAACGAUCUCAUCCACUUUGACUUCAUGGACCCCCCUCCCCAUGAAACUCUCGUGCUGGCCCUGGAGCAGCUCUAUGCCCUGGGGGCCCUCAACCAUCUUGGUGAGCUCACCAAGCUGGGCCGGAAGAUGGCAGAGCUCCCCGUGGACCCCAUGCUGUCCAAGAUGAUCUUGGCUUCAGAACAAUACAAGUGCUCAGAGCAGAUCCUCACAAUUGCUGCCAUGCUGUCAGUCAACAAUGCGAUUUUUUACCGGCCCAAAGACAAAGUGGUCCAUGCCGAUAAUGCUCGCAUGAACUUCUUCCUUCCUGGUGGAGACCACCUGGUUCUUCUCAAUGUUUAUAAUCAGUGGGUGGAGAGUGGCUACUCUAUGCAGUGGUGCUAUGAGAACUUCAUCCAGUUCCGUUCCAUGAGACGAGCCCGGGAUGUGCGAGAACAGCUGGAAGGGUUGAUGGAGCGCAUUGAAGUGGACAUCACAUCCAGUGAGGGAGACUAUAUCCCUGUCCGCAAGGCCAUCACUGCUGGAUUCUUUUAUCACACAUCCCGCCUCACCCGUAGUGGCUAUAAGACCGUCAAGCAUCAGCAAACCGUAUUCAUCCACCCCAACAGUUCACUGUUUGAAGAACAACCGCGCUGGCUUAUCUAUCAUGAAUUGGUCUUCACCACUAAAGAAUUCAUGAGACAGGUCAUCGAGAUUGACAGCACAUGGCUGCUGGAGGUGGCCCCUCACUACUACAAAGCUAAAGAGCUAGAAGACGCCUCUACCAAGAAGCUACCCAAGAAGGUUGGGAAGACACGGGAGGAGCUGGGAUAAGGCGAGGGCUACCCCUUCCCGCUGGCCCUGUGCUACCAGGCCACCCUUGCCUCAGGACAUUUUUUUGUACAGCUGUAUAGUCUCGAUGCCACUUUGAAACAACAAAUAAAACAUUUUUAUAAGCACA